Metschnikowia bicuspidata var. bicuspidata NRRL YB-4993 is the source of this 1350-nucleotide messenger RNA. Its product is annotated as dioxygenase. The record is from RefSeq and is a predicted model, not a curated record. Gene Ontology annotation, cellular component: cytoplasm. The coding region runs from base 1 to 1350 and encodes 449 amino acids. The transcript has a single exon. Gene Ontology annotation, biological process: 'de novo' NAD+ biosynthetic process from L-tryptophan. Gene Ontology annotation, molecular function: heme binding; metal ion binding; indoleamine 2,3-dioxygenase activity. NCBI's taxonomy places the organism in Eukaryota, Fungi, Ascomycota, Pichiomycetes, Serinales, Metschnikowiaceae.
AUGCUCGACAUUCUGUCUUUCGAUGUCAGCGAAAAAACGGGGUUUCUCCCCUCCGAGUUCCCCGUGACGUGCUUGCCUCAAGCGUACUACAAGCCUUGGGAAGACUUGGUGGCCAAUUUGCCUGCCUUGCUCUUGACCAAACGCGUUAGAGGGCUCGUUGAUAAAAUGCCCGUUUUGUCCCCUGACCACUUGGAGAACGUUCCUCAAAUCAGACGGGCAUACCAGGUCUUGGGCUUCUUGGCGCAUGCCUACGUAUGGGGCACAAGUGAGCCCAGCAGCAGAAUUCCAGAGCAAAUCGCCGCUCCUUUAGUCCAUGUGAGUGAGACCUUGGGACUCCCUCCUCUUGCCACCUACGCCACCUUGUGCCUCUGGAAUUACAAAGAGAUUUUCCCUACUCCCGCGGGAGAAGAAGACCAGGAAAUGGACUUGGACAAUAUCGCCACGAUCAACACAUUCACAGGGGCCAUGGACGAAUCCUGGUUCUAUCUUGUAAGUGUUUUCUUUGAAUAUAAAGGUGGCCGUGCCAUCAAAUUCGGUAAGCAGGCCUUGGAACAUGCUGAGAACGGAAACAUCCCGGCGUUGACUACGUCUCUACAAAACUUGGCCCUGGCUAUCGACCAUUUGGGCUCUGUGUUGAUGCAAAUGGAGGAGAUGUGCGAUCCGCACGUGUUCUAUUUCCGGAUCAGGCCAUUUUUAGCCGGUUGGAAGAACAUGGCUGAUGUCGGUCUCAACAAAGACGGUGUUUUAUAUGGGAAUGAGACCAGCCCCAGAGCGUAUGCUGGUGGCUCGAAUGCCCAGUCUACUUUGAUCCAGUUCCUCGACUCUUUGCUUAGUAUCAACCAUCACUCAACUGGUGAGCGUCCUGCGCCGCAUUCGGAGAGCAAGGCAGAGCCCGCAAAGGCGGCCAACUCCUAUCUCAUGGAAAUGAGAAACUACAUGCCACGGAAGCACCGGGAGUUUUUGGAGGCCAUAGAUUCGGGUUCCAAGAUCAGGCAGACGGUGUCGGCUCAUCCCGACAAUGGAGAACUCAGCUUGAGUUAUGAUGCCUGUUUAGCGAUGACAAAACUGUUCAGAGACAAGCACAUACAAAUCGUCACGCGCUACGUGGUUCUCCAAGCAAAGAAGGCCCCCAAGCUCGGAUCGCUGCUGACAAUGAGAUCUGGCUUGGCAAAGAAGAAACUUAAUGACGGAGAGGAAAAGGGCACAGGCGGUACCUCCUUGCUCCCCUUCUUGAAACAAUGUAGGGAUGAAACUGGAGAUCCUGCUGCGGGCAACUGGGGCAAACGGAUUCUCAGUGACGGUGUCAUGCGGUUAAAUUACUCAAAACCGAAUGGUCUCAAUGAGGACUGA